AACCCGUAUGCAACAUUCGAAUGAAGAUUAUUUUUCGACACUCGGAAGUAUUUUCAGGCCUACUGUGGAGUUAAAUGGUGAUUGGUUAUCUUACUGGUCGUUGUAGAUGAACCAAUGCUAUGCCAGCUAGUGCUCUCGAGAACAUUGACUCGGCAAUAGACGAGACUCUGAAGGCCUCCUUGAUAACAGGGAACGGCAUUGACAAGCAGCUGGUCUCUUCUGCCAAGAGAGUGCUGCUACACAAGGUGGACUUCCACCCAGCAGACCGACCCUACUCACUGCAGAUUGACUCCCUCAGAUCCAAGUACAUCCCCCUCAACCCAUCCCAGACCUACACACCAGGUAGUGGUACUGGGGCAGAAAAAGGGAAUGGAAAGAUGAAUGUUGCAAGUCAAAGGGAAGGCGAGGAUGGUUUGCCUGUCCCCAAAGUGGUGCUAUACCCUGAGGAGCGGGUCAAGUUGGAAUGGCGGCGUGUUCAGAAAAUUGGGUCGGGGCUCGUCAACAUGGGCAACACAUGCUUCCUCAACUCCACCUUGCAGUGUCUGACAUACACUGCACCUCUGGUCAACUACUGCCUCACUGAUGACCACAUCACCUCCUGUAAACAAGCUGGUUUCUGUAUGGUGUGUGAACUACAGCGGCAUAUACGGAGAUGUUUUGAGAAUGCUGGUCAUGCUAUCAAACCUCAGUCUAUUCUGCAGAAGCUGAAAUUGAUUGCAAAACAUAUGCACUGGGGGAGACAGGAAGAUGCACAUGAAUUCCUUCGCUAUGUUGUGGAUGGUUUGCAGAAGGCUUGUCUCAAUGGCCAUUCCAAACUUGACAAAUUUAGCAAGGAAACCACUGUGAUCAACCAGAUAUUUGGAGGCUACCUCCGAAGUCAGGUUCAGUGCCUCAGAUGUAAAGAAAAGUCAAACACAUUUGAUCCAUUUCUGGACAUCAGUUUGGAUAUUAAGAAUGUGCAGAGUGUUGAGAAGGCAUUUGAGCGAUUUGUGCAUCACGAGACUCUGGAUAAUGACAACGCCUACAUGUGUCCAAGGUGCAAGCAGAAAGUUUCUGCUCACAAGAGAUUUUCAAUCCACAAAGCACCAAAUGUACUCACAGUCCAGCUUAAGAGGUUUGACUAUAACCGCUUGAUGGGAAAGGUGAGCCGACACAUCCAGUUUCCCGAUAAACUCAACAUUCGGCCAUACAUGAGUAGUGAGCAGGGGGAGCCCGUGAUGUACCACCUGUAUGCAGUACUGGUCCACUCAGGCUUGCACUGCAACUCCGGUCACUAUUACUGCUAUGUGAAGGCUCCCUCUCAGAUCUGGUACUGCAUGAAUGACUCCACGGUCCAUCAAGUGAGCAGCAGUCGGGUGUUCAAUGCUGAAGCCUAUCUGUUGUUCUACAUCAGGACUGCGGCGCCAAGACAACAACAAAUCAGCAAGACUGGAUUUAUUGGCCCUACAAUGCCUGCAAACCACACAUUGAACAACCAGCCAAGGUUCAAGACCGUAAAUGGAACCCAUGGAGGCCAGACAAGUACAGAUAUUGGAACCCCAGUUGCUAGGAAACAGAAUAUUACUUGUGCAAGCACACCUGAACGAACACCAAAACUUGUGCCAAAACCAAUGGGUACACCCUUGCCAGAAAAACGUGAUAAGGUUUCUUUUGGUAUACGAGCAAACUUAACCAAACCACCUCACUCACAAGAAGGGCCUGGAGAUGGUAAACCUAGAAUUGUUGUGCAGAUCAAGAAUGGAAAAGUGACGGCCUUGGAGAAAUCUCCAGAUGGCAAAUCUAAAGUGGUGAAUGGUGGUUCUAGAACCAAAUCUCAGCUUGUUCCGUAUGGAGAGGAUUCAGAUUCAGAUCAAGAAAACAAAUCAAAAUUGAUUUCGAAGAAGAUCACUGACACCAAGGUGGAUGAGUGUGGGCAGAAGCCUGAGGAUGGCGAUGGCGUUGUGUUUGACAGCAAGCUAAAUGCCACCACAUCAGUACCAGGGAACUCAAAGCUGUUGGAAUCUGCUAUUAAAAGAGAAACUGCUUUAGAGAAAGGAGAGAUUACACCCAAGUCCAACACCCAUGACCUAACAUUAAAACUGAAUAAAUCCCACAGUGCUCCUGUGAAAAGGUCUUUCAGUGACAGUAACUCGCUGUCCUGUGUUACAUCUCCCACUUCCAAAAUUAAUGCAACAUCCUCUUGGCAUGUACAAAGCCAGGACACUGCUCCCAGUCCAUCAGUGGGGAGUUGCUCCAGUACAAACAGUGUGAACUCGACCACCGAGUGGCAUGUCAUUGAUAAGAGCGAGGCUCUGCAGUAUGCGAAGGUCCCAGAGCGACAGCAUGUAGGCUGGACAGUGACUCCUGAGGGGGUAGAGAUUGGGGAUGGGGACAGCGGUGGUGGGAUGGGACAAAGGAGUGAGUUGGUUCAAGUCAGUAAUCAUAUAGCCGGAGAUGGGGAUAUGCUGGACGAUAUUGAGAAGGACCACCGGAUAUGUGAUACUGAACUUGACAAGUGUUCUGUUCCUGAGGUAGGUACUGUUGACAGAUUGAGCCAUGAGAUUGAACACAAAAAGACAAAUGGUGAUCACAUGAAUGAUGUUUUUGUCAAUGGGAAGUCUUCGACGGCAAGUUCAAGCCCUUCCGGUUCGGCCAUUGCAAACGGCAGCCAUGUGGAUGUGUCCGAGAAGCAGCAUCUGCUGUCCGAGUCUGCUACACCUGAUGUCCAUGUACACAAAAAGCAUAAGAAACAUAAGAAACAUAAAAAGAACCAUGAAUAUAAGUACCAGGAGCUUCUGAACGAGAGCAGCAGCUCUGCAGAGACAUCAAGUAAAAAACACAAGAAGAAGAAAAAACACAAACACAAGCGAGACCGGGAGGAUUCUGAGAAAGAGAGGAAACAUAAACACCGGUCGAGUGAUGAAGAUAGCAAACCACGGAAGAAACAUCAAGAGCUGGACGAGGUAGAAUAUCAGUAUGAAUGGGUUGAAAAGACCAAGGACUCGCUACCAGCAGAGAAUGGUGAUAGCCAACAAAGUGUGAAGGAAGCAGUUCCGAGCCAGCCGUGGGACUGGCAUAUGAAGGAAGGCGGGAAGAAGACACUGGAGGGCGACAGCAAGAUCAAGUGGACCUUCUGGGAUGGGUCCAAGACGUCUAAGGUGGCAUCUGAACUGGAGAAACAGUCAUCCAGUAGAGUGUAUGGAGCAUCAGUAUUGUCAUGGGAAGGAGAACAAAGUAUACUUGACCAGCAGGCUGAGAGAGACAAGGAGCGGGACCGCAAACGGUACUGGGACAAUGACGAUGACGACGAUGAGCUUGACAGGGGCAAGACAAAGAAGGUAAAGAAACUCCAUCCUGAGCCACUGUACGCCGGUGGCAACCCCUUCCAGCGGAUGCAGGAUGACAGAAAUAAAGGCAAGUCAUGGUUUAACACGGACAGUUGCCAGCCUCACUCGCAGCAUCGAAACUAUGACCACCAUGGUGACCACGCAGGCCGAUACUACAGUCAUUCGUACAGCCGGGAUCGUCAUGCCUACAGACACUGAUUCCCACGAUGCUACCUGGAUGUUGUGCAACUAACAGUUGAAAUGUUUUGUAGUGGCCACAAAUGACAUUGGAUGUUCAGGUUUUAGUAAUGUAGAAGUUGGUAAUUCAGAUUCUUUGACACUGCAAUUAUACUCUUUUCUGUGCUGCGUUCUUGACUUGUUGUAUAAAGAAUUGUGAAAAUGACAUGUAUGAUAAUAUUUAUCAUGUGUCAAGGUAUUUAUUGCAAAAUGUUUGGUACCACUAUUUUGAAAAUUGAAAUAUUGGCAUUACUAGCAUGAUUGAGCAUAUUUGUAUUUUGAUCAUGUGUUGGUGUAUGUAUGUUUGCUAUGCUGGGUAAGAUAUAAAGGUAUGUAUGUCUAGCAGUUUCAACCAAAUAUCUCCACUAUACAUUGAAUGGACAAAGAUUUUGAUGAAAUUGUUACCUGGUUAGGAAAGAAGGGAUUGUAUGGCUGUGAACAUUUCUAAUGAGGCAAUCCUUUUUUGUCACAAAUCUAACAAUGCACAGAUUUGACUUUUUUUAUUUGUUACUUGCUGAAAUAAUGUGCAUUUUAGAUACUUUCAUGUUCUGUGUUUUGUUUGAGAAUAUGUUUUACCCUUUGCUUUCAGAUUUUUUUAUUUGUUAUAUGUUUUUACUUAAAAUUAAGUUCAAACCCAGUGUAGCAAAUGUAUGUAAAUGAAGGUAAAUGAGAAUAUGUAACCCUUCCCUUGCCUCCCCUUAAACCAUGUGUACAAUUUUUUGUUUCUUUUCAUGUGUGUAUUUGUCAACAAUGUUGCGUUCCACAUUUGUCUUGACGCUGAAGAUUUGUAUAGACUGAACAUGUGCUGGUUGUUGUUACAUGAAGCUGUUUGCUAUAGUAUUCUACAUGAUGACGACAGAGUCAAGUUAUAGUGACACCUAAGGGUUGCGAUAUGGUACAGAACAGCCACAAGAGCCUUUCACUCAUACAUGUCUUGAUACACCAAAAUUGGACUGUGGUACAGCCUCAGCAAACUGUUAUGUCUGUUGGAAUGGCCUCAUUUGGAGGACACCUUCUGGGCCCACUUGCACGAAGCACUCUAAGCGCUAAGAUUAUCAUAACACCCAUACUUUAACAUAGGCUUACAAUAGUCGUAGCACUAACAUCCCUUUGUACAAGUGGGUUUUUGUCAUCGUCCAUCAGUCCUUGUAUACUAAUUUCUACUUAAAGUCUUCUGGGGUGACAUAAUGAUCAGAAUCAUAUUGUCCUACACUAUGGCAAGCUUGUUUUGGUUUUGAGUAAUUGUGCAUGGUGCCUCCUCAACAAAUUGUUUUUUACCCGACACAUAUAACCAUACGAACUGGAAGCUUUGCACGGCGAUGUGGAAAGCCAGUUAGUUCCUCCUUGCGUUUGACCUAAGAUACCAACAAACAAUGUUUUGUUGUGGCCUUAGAAGAAGUAUUGUCAGGUUGUGUAUAUGAAAUGUCAGGGUAUUGUUCAUACAACAGUACAGCUGUAAAUAUACACCUGGGCCAGAGUGAUGAAUAUCCCCUACUUUCAUGUCACAACCUAUCAUAUCUUUGGAAAUAUCUGCAUUUGGCAUGGAUCACUUUUGAUAUGUCUGACAUACCACCACUAGCUGAGUCAGUAGCAGGAGCACACUGUUUGACCAGAUGAUCACAAGUACAAUCACAGAAACAAUUGCAGGGGUAGUCAAAUAUUGCCAUGGAACAGUUACAAAAAGUGCCAUUAAUUUAUCAGUUUCGGUUUCUGUUUCAAUAUGAGUAUGUGGCAUACACAAUAUCAUUCGUCACCACUCACCCCUUUCCGUAACCUGCAAGAAGACUCGCCCCCUAUCGAUGAAUGUUAUGUGUGAUAAUACGACAAACCAAUCGGAAUGCGUGUAUGAUUUCAAGUUCUUCGUCAAAGAAUCCCUCAGAAAUAAUUUUUGAUUUUUCAUAUGUCUUGCAUCUAAAAAUAUGCCCAAGACACAGUUAAGUGUGUUCAAUCAAACUGUAUAAAUCCGCAUGUCCCGAUGUGCUUUAAAUUGCACCUGAAAUAUAUAUAAUAUAUGGGGAAAUAUAUGUGAACCAUUGCGCAACGAGUUGACAAUUGUUUUUAGUAUGCCCGUUUGCGCUAACACAGAACCCGGUCGCAAAAAUGGCCAUGAGAGGGGCACAAGUCGCUAUUCGACUUGUCCCAGAAUAACACGAGUUGGUCACGAAUGACACAAUAUUAGAGUUCCAUCAGAAAAUGAUUCCAGAUACUAUUUUAAGGAAUAGCUUUUUUAUAUGAAAAUGUCGUAAAAAAUGCUGAACCUUUUCCCAGGUGUUGUUGAUGUAUGAAUGAAUGCUGUGUUACCAUAGCGUUAUACCUUUGUAUCACAAAUACAACUGAUUGCUGUACAGUUGGUGUUAGCAUUCAUCUCUACUUGUCCACUUGUGUGUGAUAUUAGUCAGCAUUUGUACAGUUGGCAGAGCAUCGAUCUCUGUGAAAGUGGAUCCCUGCCUAGCUUGUGAUACUGCUUUGAUUGGGCUUUGUGUCAAUCUGAAAAACAUUUUUACUUGGUUUCAAAAUGUUUUUUGUUAUAUCAUUACAUUAGAUGGUAAACAGAAAGCACCGGGACGCUGUGGUCUAAGGUGCUACAACUGGAUGUACAGAGUUGUCCCCCCUAUUGACCAGGAUCUGCUGGUCAUGUGUCUAAAUACAAAUUAGCCCAUAUUAUGAUUCUUGGACUGUCGGCACCAGAGUGGGUUUUACCAAAAUCCUCAAGAUCAUGGAUAUGCAUGGGCCAUCAAAUGAUUACCAAAAUUAAGCACACAAUUUUUGGGGCCCUUGUCAUAGACCUAAUGUUAAAAAUUAAAUAUUUAGGGUGUCCAAUUUAAUCUUUCAGAUUCAAGUCCUCAAAAUGUCUUAAACAGUCCAGUAGUUAGGGAUACAUGUUAGAUUGCUUGAAGAAGUGCAUUUGUUUUCCUCUGAUCAGGAGAUUUUUACAUUAUAAUCCUCUUUCAGAAUUUUUUUUUUUUUAGUUUUUAAACAUGAGCAAGAUGACAAUAUCGGAGAUCUACUUAAAAACAGGGAGUGCAGUUUUCUGACUGACACAAGCAUUCAGUUUAACAGACACUAAUAAUAGAUUUGUGAAAUUAUGUGUUGACAUUACAUGAGCAGCAGUUGUAUAUACUACUGAAAUUGUGAUAGUGAAAUUGUCACCACAGAUAUAUACAGAGAACAUCAGUUGGCAUGAUGGACAGUGCUUAAUGCAGAUUUGCAUCCCUUAGAUUUGCCUCAUUUUGAUGGUCCCUCUGUCAACACCAUGCCCUGGUUUCAUGCAAGUUGUUGGUGUCGGAGACUUUUGAGGCAAAGCUGAGUUUAACAGUAGCUGUGAUAGUCAGAAACAUAGUACCAAAGAUAUACUACUCAAAAGUAGUUAAAGAACACCCAAUGUUUUCAUAUGACAGAUUAACAAUUGUCAUAUGAAAAACAAAUGGGUGUUCUUUCUCUUUAUUGAGUUGUAUAUAUUCUCAUAACUUGUGUUGUUUGGUUUGAUUCGGUCUCGUGUACAGUUUCUGAUUCCUCCCCUACAUUGGGCAGGUCACUGUGCAGAUAUGAUGACAGAAAGGUUUAGUCUUCACAAAUCUGAUGAUACUUUUACUAAGCUGUUUAUUGGUACUGAUGGUACAAUUGUUAUCUAUUUUUGUGUCACCAAGCGGUUUUUCAAACAGGGUUCACAGAGGUCCAUGUGGUCCAAUAACAAGAUGCAAAAUCUUCUUAAGAGAACAAAGACUUUACAUUGAUUUUUUUCAACCGUGGUAGGCUUCAGCAUGUAAAUACUAGUCAACCGGUAGAUGAGGAUGCUGCUGGUAUGGUUUUGUGUAUGACUUGAACUGGGUUGUUAGGGACAUUAUCGUGCACUAGUAUGAAGUGGUUCAUCUUAAAAUCAUAGACUAAAUGAUAAAUCGUGAAAAAUAUGGCAUUGGAUGUAAAAAAAUAAUGAACUAAUUCCCAUUUUAGAACAGGUUGUUUAUUGCUGAUGGAAAUUUAGGAACACCACAGCUAUGACAUUAUUGCAUUUAAACCUCAUGCCCAAAAUAUGAUUUAUUAAAAACCUAUCUUUAAAAAAAAUUAAGUGUUCUGAAUUUGGACCAGCACAUAUGUUUAAAGGUAUGUCAAUUCGAAAGCUUUAUUAACUAUGUUUAAUGUCCUAUUUGUACUGUAUGCAUGCUUUAAUACCACAGCUUCCUCCACAGUGUAUAAUAAGGAAGUAUUGCUGACUACAUGACUAGUGCAAAGAUGCGUGUGUAUAGUGUAAGUAAUUGACUGUCCUAUCUCGUUAAUAUACUGGUCUAAGUUACUCCUUUCGCCUGCCAAGAUUUGCUGGACAGGGGUUGAAAUUGUUAUCCGUGGUUUGUCAUCACAAUACCUGUGCUUCUUGUGUAGUAAAUGUCUACGUUUGGAGCUUUUCUCCCACAUUAAGCAGAAAUGGUGUGAUAUGAUUGAGACACUGUUCAAAGCAGUUUUGAACCCAACACGCUCACUCACAGUUGGGUGUCAGACACCUGUGGUGCAGUUUCUCUGUGAGAUAGCUGGCAUUCUCACAAAUAUCCCUCCACCAAUGUACACAAAUACUUGACCCUCCAAUUCUCUGCAGAUUCACCAUGAGUAAGACUCCUUGGCCAACACAAUAUUUGUGCUUCUUGUUAACACCAAAGUGAUAAUGUCUGUGAACUGCAUCACUUUGGCCUCUCCACCUUCAAGGUAAUGCUUGAUACAGAAGAGUUAGGACCCAGAUCACCCUUUCAUUCAAGUUUGUCUGCAAACUCCUAACGAACCUGGAGAAACUGCUUCCUCCCCAUACUGGUCGUCCCUGCAUCACUGUGCGCUUUCCCCCCAAAUCAAGCUGACGCACCAUGUAAAUAACUGAAAUACUGUUCAAAGCAGUGAUAAGCCCACACAUGACUGGUUUGCCUGGUCCAGACUUGAUUAUUUACAGACUGACUGACAUGAAAUAGCUCCCUCACUUCAGAUGUUAAGAAGAGUGAUAUUUUGUUUGCAGGUUAGUCUUGAUCUGAUUAGGUAUGAACAUGGUCAAUGUCGCUUCUGUAUCCGCCCAUCUACAUUCUCCACUGUCGUAAUUCUGCCAUGAAGAUUCAUUGCUGUAUUCUGCAUUUUUCUUAUUCUAUCAACUGGAUAAUAUUUAACCCUAUUAGCUCCUAUGGAUCUGUGUUAUCAGUUUUUGUAUAUGAGCAUCUGUUGCACACAAAGAAUGAUGUGGGCAUCAUGAGGUAUGAUCUGUCCCGAGAUCCCCUAGGGACUCUGAAGUCGAAUAUGUGCCCAGUACCAUUUACUGAAAUAGGUAACAGCUACUGACAAUGACUGGAGAGCAGAAUAAGUUAUAUGGGAAAAUGUAAAUCAUGGAAGAACGGUGUUAGCUAGGACCAGACUGAUUAUGUCACCGUGUCCUGUCUCUGGAUUAGAGAGCAAUUCAAAAGAUUGAUGUUGGAUUAAAUAAAAUAAUGCAUUCUAUGGUUUGGAAAUUCCACUGAACGUAACACAACUCAGUAGAAGUUUCAUGAUCUUUUUGGUAUCAAAUUUCAUUCUACCCAAGUGAUGCUGUCUGUUUUCAAAGACGUAUAUGAUGAUUGGAGAUUUACUCUUUAAGUAAAUAGUGUUAAAGGAGUAAAUAUUGAUAGGAAAACUUGCAGACCUGAUGUUUAUCUGACGAGUUGCUCCCUUAUCUGGGCUGGGCUUGAUAUUUUCCUCUGCAGCUGUCAUAUCUCCAUUAAUCAUAACUCCAACUGGUUUUGGUGAAAUAUUGUAUUCAGCAGUUCUGAGAUUUCCUUUCUUGAUAGCUGUCUUGCCUGAGUUGGUCAUGAGUGUUUCCUACGACACGAUUAUAUUUGCUUGAAGUCACAUACCCAUUCUCAUAGUGACUUUAUUAUUGUAAAGUACAUAUUUCUUUCAUAUACAAUAUGUAUUUGCUACCUUAUAAUUGCAGAGUCGUUUGUGGGAAGUUGAUUACAUUGAUUUUUAUACAAAAUGCAACAUAUCAAAUAAAAUUCUGCUCAAGUUGAAUAGGAACUGUUCUUUCUGAAAUCAUUUUGUUAGCUUCAUACUUAAAAUAUUUUACAUAAGACAAUGUAGUGGUUUCAAUAAAAAAUAUCGCCAUUGUCUCCUUACAGUAUUAUUAAAGACUAUUUAUGCCAUUUAAGCUACCUACCAUUUGCAUGAUCGUUGAAUCUAAAUGAGUAAAGCUGUAGGUGGCUAGAAAAAGCUACCAUUUAAAGAGGGGUGAAGGCUAGUUAGAUGCGAUUACCAACCCUUGUCAUAUAUCCCUAGAGGAAUGUUGUAUACGCUCUUAUCCUGCACUACCCAAUUGUGUACCAGUAUCUGGAUUGUCAAGUGUUUUGAGUAUCCUGUAGCAGUUUGGCUGGACAUCCGUCCUGGAGGAAACUGUUGAUUGUACAUUUCUCAGUUUGUGUCAAUGGUGAGUACCAAUCAUGUGAUGUAGAUAUGCAAGGGCAUAUUUCACUCACUGUAUGUAUUAAAUUAAAUAUUCUAAAUCAUGA
Haliotis rufescens (red abalone) is the source of this 10048-nucleotide messenger RNA. RefSeq names its product ubiquitin carboxyl-terminal hydrolase 36-like. The record is from RefSeq and is a predicted model, not a curated record. The transcript is spliced from 18 exons. Gene Ontology annotation, biological process: regulation of apoptotic process; protein deubiquitination. Gene Ontology annotation, molecular function: cysteine-type endopeptidase activity; cysteine-type deubiquitinase activity. NCBI's taxonomy places the organism in Eukaryota, Metazoa, Mollusca, Gastropoda, Lepetellida, Haliotidae. The coding region runs from base 120 to 3524 and encodes 1134 amino acids. Gene Ontology annotation, cellular component: cytosol; nucleus.